GAUGGUACUGUUUUACAUAUUUCCUGUUCCUUGCUCUUUAAACCAUGUGCUUGGAGAAUCACGUGAUUACAAUAUUUUUUUGAUGAAAUUUUCUGACAUCUUACAUCGCAUUUACUUUGAUAAUCAGUUUAAUUAUUUGUUUCAUCUUUAAAUUAACAUCUACUAACAUUAAUUUUUUGUAUAUUGUUACUUUGUGAUUUUAUUCUUUACCAAAAUGCUAAUCAACUUAAAGUCAGCUGCUCGUUUAAAUCCUUUUGUUCUCAACAAUCUUCUGCUAAAGACUGGAAGUAGAGUAUGUUUAGCAGGUCAAAGAAAUGCCUCCGAUAGUAAAGUUUCCGGACCUAUCAUUGGUAUCGAUUUGGGUACUACUAAUUCAUGUGUUGCUGUUAUGGAAGGCAAAACACCGCGAGUUAUUGAAAAUGCAGAGGGAUCUAGGACAACUCCAUCAGUUGUUGCUUUUACCGCUGAUGGCGAAAGACUGGUUGGAAUGCCAGCUCGACGUCAAGCUGUCACAAAUGCUGCCAAUACAUUUUAUGCCACAAAACGAUUGAUUGGUCGUAGAUUUGAAGAUGCUGAAGUUCAAAAAGAUAGUAAAAUUGUUUCCUACAAAAUUGUUCGAGCCUCUAAUGGUGAUGCCUGGGUUGAAGCUCAUGGAAAAGUUUACAGUCCUAGUCAAAUUGGUGCAUUUAUUUUAAUGAAAAUGAAAGAAACUGCUGAAGGUUAUCUUAAUCAUAGUGUUAAACAUGCUGUUAUAACAGUCCCAGCUUAUUUCAAUGACUCUCAAAGACAGGCAACCAAAGACGCUGGUUUAAUCGCUGGUCUCGAUGUACGUCGAGUUAUCAAUGAACCUACUGCUGCUGCUCUUGCUUACGGCUUAGACAAAUCCGAUGAUAAGAUUAUAGCUGUCUACGAUUUAGGUGGUGGAACUUUUGAUGUAUCUAUUUUGGAAAUCCAAAAAGGUGUAUUUGAAGUUAAAUCGACUAAUGGAGACACUUUCCUUGGUGGUGAAGAUUUUGACAAUGCUCUUGUAAAUUAUCUGGUUGCUGAAUUCAAGCGCGAUCAAGGUAUAGAUCUGACUAAAGAUGUAAUGGCCAUGCAAAGAGUAAAGGAAGCUGCUGAGAAAGCAAAGAUUGAGUUAUCUUCAUCCAUGCAAACAGAUUUGAAUCUUCCCUACUUAACAAUGGAUGCCAGUGGCCCUAAACACAUGAACCUUAAAUUGACUCGAGCUAAGUUUGAGUCUCUUGUGGGUGAUUUGAUCAAAAGGACAAUAGAACCAUGUAAAAAAGCAGUAAAAGAUGCUGAAGUCAAGACAUCAGAAAUAGGAGAAGUUAUUCUUGUAGGCGGUAUGACCAGAAUGCCAAAAGUUCAAGAAAUAGUACAAGAAAUAUUCGGUCGGCAACCUAGUAAAUCUGUAAAUCCCGAUGAAGCUGUAGCAGUCGGUGCCGCCAUUCAAGGAGGUGUUCUUACCGGUGAUUUCACAGAAGUCCUUUUAUUGGACGUGACGCCAUUAUCGUUAGGUAUUGAAACUUUAGGAGGUGUGUUUACAAAGUUAAUUAACAGGAAUACAACUAUUCCUACCAAGAAGAGCCAAGUUUUCUCCACCGCUGCUGAUGGUCAGACGCAGGUUGAAAUUAAAGUUUUUCAAGGAGAACGUGAAAUGGCCGCAGCAAAUAAAUUACUGGGUCAAUUCACUUUGAUAGGCAUUCCUCCAGCUCCUAGAGGUGUACCCCAGAUCGAAGUUACCUUUGACAUUGAUGCUAAUGGUAUAGUUCACGUAUCAGCUCGAGAUAAGGGAACUGGAAAAGAGCAGCAAAUAGUUAUUCAAUCCUCUGGUGGUCUCAGUAAGGACGAGGUUGAAAACAUGAUUCGAGAGGCAGAGAAAUUUGCUGAAACUGACCGUAAAAAUAAAGAGAUUAUUGAAGCUGUUAACCAAGCAGAAGGAAUUAUUCAUGAUACAGAGACAAAGAUGGAAGAGUUCAAAGCACAACUUCCCGCUGAUGAAUGCGAAAAAUUAAAACUAAAAAUCCAAGAAACACGUGAUGUAUUAGCCAAAAAAGAUGAAGAAACAACUACCGCUGAAAAUAUAAGGGUAGCUACUAAUGACCUACAACAAGCGUCUCUAAAACUGUUUGAGAUGGCGUAUAAAAAGAUGGCUGCUGAACGCGAAUCAGGAGGACAACAGCAGGAAACACCAAAAGAGGAUCAGGAGAACAAAAAUUAGUUUUAUAAUAUUUGCCGAUUAUUAGGAAUGUUUUUCGUAAAAAAAUAAAGAAUAAUAAUAAUAAUCGAAAAUCAAAA
Tetranychus urticae (two-spotted spider mite) is the source of this 2298-nucleotide messenger RNA. RefSeq names its product Heat shock protein 70 cognate 5 (gene Hsc70-5). Gene Ontology annotation, molecular function: ATP binding; ATP-dependent protein folding chaperone. The record is from RefSeq and is a predicted model, not a curated record. NCBI's taxonomy places the organism in Eukaryota, Metazoa, Arthropoda, Arachnida, Trombidiformes, Tetranychidae. Gene Ontology annotation, biological process: protein folding.